CUAAAGUGUCAGGAUAAGUUAUACGAGUGAAGUAAUUUAUCCCACACACACGAUUUGUGAUCAAAAUAAUUCUCAUCUUUUUUACCACGUGUUGAUCAUAAGAAGUCAAAUUAAAAAAAAUGGCAUCGCGAUUUAGUGGAGCAUUGCAAAUUACAAAUCUGGAUGACUUUAUUACUCCGUCACAGGAAUGCAUUAAACCUAUAGAAUUCCCGUCAAACAAAAGCAGCACGGGUGCAAAGAUAAAGAUACAAUCUGAUAAUGCUGAUUUGGCACUCAACGAAAUUAAGCAACCUAAUAAACUGCAAAAAGUCGAGAUUACACUUUCAGACUGUUUAGCAUGCAGUGGUUGCAUUACAUCUGCUGAAAGUGUAUUAGUUACUCAGCAAAGUCAAGAAGAACUGCUUAGAGUAUUUCAGGAGAAAGUAGCUCGACAGAAUGAAGGAAGUACAGAUCAUAAAUAUAUAGUGGUAAGCCUGUCAGUGCAACCUGUAUUGUCAUUGGCACAGCGUUAUGAACUUACACCUGAGCAAGCCCUCUGUAAACUCGCAGGCUUUUUCUAUCGAUUGGGAGCUGAUGCAGUAUUAGAUAUGACUGCAGCCGAUGACUUUGCUUUAUUAGAAGCUGCCAAAGAAUUUGUCGAACGUUAUAAAGUUAGCAAAGAGGGCAUAAAAAAUCAACUUCCAAUGCUGUCCUCUUCCUGUCCAGGUUGGGUAUGUUAUGCUGAGAAGACACAUGGAAAUUUCAUAUUGCCAUACAUAAGCAUUACAAAAUCACCUCAACAAAUUAUGGGAUCGAUAGUGAAGUAUCAUUUAACCGAAAAAAUGGGUCUUUCACCUGAACAGAUAUAUCAUGUAACUCUAAUGCCUUGCUAUGACAAAAAAUUGGAAGCUUCUAGAGAAGACUUUUACAAUCAGCAAAAAGAGACAAGGGAUGUGGACUGUGUUAUAACAUCAAUUGAAUUGGAACAAAUGCUCAAUGAACACAAUUUAACAUUAAACGAGAUAGACGAAGGUGAAAUCAAACAGCCAUUUGGUCGCUAUAAUGAAGAGAUCGAAAACAAAUUAUGGGGUCAUAAAGGAUCAGGAUCAGGUGGCUACGCAGACUUCAUUUUUCGUUACGCAGCGAAAAAUCUUUUUGACGAAGAAAAUGUCAUUGUGGAAUUCAAGAAUCUUAGAAAUCCCGACUUCCAGGAGGCAGAAUUUAAAAAGAACGACCAAGUGCUAUUAAAAUUUGCUAUUAUUAAUGGAUUCAGAAAUAUACAAAACAUAGUUCAGAAGAUGAAAAGAGGAAAAUGCGUUUACGACUAUGUAGAAGUUAUGGCAUGCCCAUGUGGUUGCUUGAAUGGUGGAGCACAAAUAAAGCCUGAAGGAAACAUCCAACCCCGAGAACUUGCAUCGACAUUAGACAAUACAUAUCAUAAACUUCCAUUGAGCAAACCCGAGAAAAACAAAGUAGUACGGAACUUGUACAAAACUUGGCUGGAAGGAGAACAUACGGAUAAAGUUAGCGCGUAUUUCAACACACAGUAUCAUGAAAUACCAAAAAUGAAUACGGCACUUACGAUAAAAUGGUAACGCAGGAAUAACGAUGUAUGAAUAUUUUACAAUAAUCUUAUAUGAUAUGUAUAUGUUGCAUAGUAAGUUCAGUGAUUGAUUAGUUUCUUUUUAUUUUUGGGAUUGUACAAUAAUAAAAAUAAAUAAAUUAUUGCUAA
This is a messenger RNA of Linepithema humile (Argentine ant), 1711 nucleotides long. RefSeq names its product probable cytosolic Fe-S cluster assembly factor AGAP009023. Gene Ontology annotation, cellular component: cytosolic [4Fe-4S] assembly targeting complex. The record is from RefSeq and is a predicted model, not a curated record. NCBI's taxonomy places the organism in Eukaryota, Metazoa, Arthropoda, Insecta, Hymenoptera, Formicidae. Gene Ontology annotation, biological process: iron-sulfur cluster assembly.